Messenger RNA from Marchantia polymorpha subsp. ruderalis, 3547 nucleotides. Lineage: Eukaryota; Viridiplantae; Streptophyta; Marchantiopsida; Marchantiales; Marchantiaceae. The record is from the annotation of a GenBank genome assembly.
UCUGGGCAGAAUCGGAGUCCGUGAAAGAUUCCGCAACUUGGACCUCGAGAUUUAAAGGACUUUUGUGAAUCCAGGGGGUUUAUUCGCGGUCACCCUUCGUUUGGGUGAAGAUGGGCGAGCUUCGGUCAUGGACAAUCAUCGACAGGACGAUCGUCAGCGGCGACUUGAGAUGUGCCAAUUGGACGGAACGCGGUCGAGGAUUUAUCGUGCGCUCGUCAUGUCGAACUCGGGCGCUGGAGUUGGGACGAGAGUGGGCGCGGACGUGGGACUCUCGAUUCCACUGAUCGACGAUGAGGCUCGUCAGACGGCUGAAGCUUCUGUUGUGCGGUGAUGGAAAAUUCUUGUACUGGAAUGGGUUCGUCGACAAGGCGACGGCGGCGUUGCGGGCCGCGCUGGGGAUUUUGAUGAUCGCUGCCGUGGUGGAUUACGUGCCGGAUCAUGAUCUCAAGGUGUACUGCGCCUCGUUCACCACAUUCGCGCCGAUGAUCGCUGCCAACGCUGGCGAGUCGUCGCUGGGCAAGGUGCUGCAGAACAUCGUGGCCGUGUUCGAGACCUCGGUGAUCACCAUGUGCGUCACGAUGCUCGUCCUCCGAUUCAUCGUCCCCCCGUUCCAUUUGGGCGUGACGGUGAUUUGCAUCGGAGUCAGCUCCUUCGCCAUCGCCUACCCGACUCGCAUCUCCGUCUUGGGCAAGAAGGUCGGCCUCGCUCAGAUCGUCAUCACGUUCGUCUCCGCCCACCUGAACCCCGAUCUCGACGUCGUCCACAUGCCCGUCAAGUACCUGUCGUCCAUCACCGUGGGAUCUGCUGCCGCACUGGUCGCGUACUCCUUUCCCGCUCCCCGGCUCGGCGUCGUCCAGGUCCAACGGAGCGCGAAUUCGGCGGUGCGUUGCCUCACGGAGCUCUUCAAGACAGUCACGUGCGGAUUUUCCACGAACGAUCCCAACUCAAUGUACUCCGUGAGCGUGCACACGCGAGCUCUGCGCAAGUCUGCCAACGAUGUGGUCAAGCAGCUCCACUCCAUCCAGGCGGAUCUCUGGUGGGAGCUGAGGGCUUGCUGCUCGAUGCCAGCGCUCAACAAUUUGAUCGACGGAUUGAGUAGAUUGAACUUGCACAUCGCGGGCAUGGAGUAUUCGCUCCAGUCGGACCAUUUGCUACGAAGCCCUCCGACGCUGCGAGACACGAUGAAGGAGUCGCUCUUGGUGCUGGCCGAGGAGAACAGCCACUUGCUGGCCAGGGCAACGGGGGUGACGGUUUUCUCCCACUGGUGCCUCAAUUCCCAGGAGCCCGCUCGGAUCGAGGACGGCAAGGAGGCGCUGUUUUUGUUCGAGGAGACUUUCAUGUACGCCAGGAAGAAAGCCUUCUACACGUCGGACGAGCCCACCAUGGUCGACAACAUCUUGAGCGGAGCUUGCGUCCUCGACGGGCUGCCCAUGCGAGGGAUGGCGAACUCUCGCUGCAGCAGCACCGACACCGACGACAUCCCCUCGUCCUCGAAGGGCAGAUUCAUGGCCAGAGCCACCACCUACUUCUUCCUGUUCAAUGUCAAGCUGUACACCGAGCAGGCUAUGCAGCUGGUGGAUCCUUUCUACAGGCCUGUUCGUGAGCACAAGGCUCCCGGUCUGAAGAAGUGGAUUCCCGGGCUCGAGCAGCGCUUGAGCCUCGCUAAUGCUGCUGCUGCUUCUGCGGAUUCUUCGAGAGCUACGGAAAGCUCUGGAUCCGGAUCAGCAGCAGCAGCAGCAGAGAUGGCUCACGGUCGAGCCCCUGCAGCAGCACAAAUCGGGUGCAACCUGUGCACUCAGGUCCGGGUGCGCAAGGAUUUGGAGUCGGGCUUCUCAUUCAGGUUCUACCGAGCAUUCAGAUCGUGCAUACAGCCAAACACGAAGCAGAUGAAGGGAGCUCUGAAGAUCUCCAUCGCCUUGAUGCUGGCGACCGUCUUCGGAGCCUUGGACCUCAAGGGAGACUCGCACCAGGUCUGGGCGGCCACCACCGUGUGCUACAUCAUCGGCUACCACCAGGGAGGCGCAUUCCGGAUCGCUCUGCAGCGAUUCCAGGGCACGACCAUCGGAGCGAUUUUUGGGUACCUGGCCAUCCGAGGCUCGGGCUCGCAGGGCUUCGUUAUCAUGAUCGUCAUCACCCUGUGGACCGUGUGCACCAACAUCGUCAAGCACAGCAAAAUGCAUGGCUACUCUGGCGGCUGUGCUGGGUCUACGGCCGUGGGCAUGAUGCUGGGAGAUCCACCGGAAGAUAUUCAAACCUACGCCGUGCAGAAGAUCACUCAAACCUUCAUCGGAGUGCUGAGCUACGUGCUGGUGGAGCUCUUGGUGUUCCCGGACCGAGCCAGGAAUUUGGUCAAGACAGAGCUGGUGCAUAACAUCGUGCGCUUGAGAGAUGCCGUGGCCGAGGUCGUGGACAUGUACACGGGAGCCAGAGCCGGAUGCUUGGAGUGCCGCCACCGACGAGUGGACGAGAUAACGAAGCUGGAAAGGCACCUGAGGAAGGAUUUGGAUCACCAGACUCACUUGCAGGAGGAAGCUGGCCUCGAGCCCGAUCUGUGGUGGGUUCCUUUCCCCGGAGACGUGUACUCGAAGAUCGCUGCCAUCCAAGGCCGCAUGCUGGACCUGCUCGUCUUCAUGCUCUGCUGUCUGCAGGCCUCGUCGGACGAGGAGUACGAUGACCAUAUGCAGAUGCUGCUGGAACCGCUGCAGAUCUCGCUCACGAUGUUGAAGGACGAGGUGGCCAGCACCUUGAAUCUUCUGCACAAAUUGCUCGACGAUCACAGCAGAAAGCGUCCGGGAAUGUUGGAGAGGAACUGCUGCUGCUGCAGAGUUUCUGUCACCUUCCAAACGGCCGAUGAUUUGGAGAGCUCGCUUAGCACUUCCGAGCCCUCGGAGCCGACCAUGCAUCCGAUCCGGGUGCUCGACAAUCGCCGAAGGACCGUCGAGGGAACUCCUCUGACUCUCAAGUCCAGCAUGGAGAGCUUCGAGCAUGUGUACGAGAGCGUGUUCGAGGAAAUCAUCGCGGACAGCAAGAAACAAGGCGGCCGGAUCGUGAACAACUCCGUCAUGCUGUCCAUCAGCUCGCUCAGCUUCUGCUUGCAUGCUCUGCUGCGAGAAACCGUCGAGCUAGAGAAGGCCGUCUACAAUCUGCUUCAGGCCGAGCAGCCCUGGAGCGUUCUGGACUUCUGGGACGCUUAUGCCCCCAACCGAUUUUGGCACCGAGAUUCUUCUAACCAGCGGCCCGAAUGACAUGCACUUCAGCUGACUCCGUCAUCUGAUUAGCUCUGUCGAGUUCAGGGGCUUGGCAUCCGGUACCCGAGCUCUAGGUUCUGCGAGAGACAGGCGAAGUUGCAGAUGCGAAGUUAAUGGUUGCCAUUGAGGACGACAAGUCAACGCCAUCUUUAGUGGUUUAACCCGAAUUGUGAGCAUGUGUAGUGAAUAUAAUGGUGAGUUUAUUUGAUAUGUUCAUGUUUACAGGCUGAGAUUAAGGCGCAUGCAUUUUUAAUCAUCGAAGAGUGUUGAAGGCCCAAAAGCAAAAACAGAGUACUUCA